AUGGGUGAGGGAGAGAGUGAGAAUCUAACUCCUGGAUGUCUGAUUUUCCCCGAGUAACUGAGACUCUGGGGGCCCCCAGGAGACCAUCCAAAACCACUACUGCCCACAAGCCAUCAGGGUUUCUCUGUGAGACUCCUGAACAGUUGGGCCCAGCUGCCCCGAUCCUUGUUGGAGGACCAGGAAGCCGGCCGUAAGCUGCAGCACUCUCGCUGCACUCACCAUGAGAAGGGGUUGACAGUUCGGGUUCAAAAAGAUAAAAAGUGUAACUUUCCUGUGCAGAUUGAGGGUCCGGCCUCAGAGCCCAGUGAAACCCAAGGCUCACUCAGGCCAGGGAAAACCACCCCAGCCUGAUUGGGCUCUCAGCUUGGUUCCAAAAGGCCCCACAAGGCCCCACAGAGCUCACAGAGGCAUGAGAUGGGCUGUAACAGCAGAGGCUGGAGCUCAGCUCUCCAACCACCGCCAUCCACUUUGGCUCCUUUGUUCCUGAAGGAAGCUGUUUCACACCCCCAUAGCUUUGCCCAUGAUGUUCCUUCAUUCUGUAGAGCCCCCACCCGGCUCAUACAAAUCCUCUGUCCACUUAGAUAAUACACACUCAGCUGUCAGGAAUCAACACAAAGAUCACCUCCUCCAUGAAGCCUUCUCUGAUUCUCCCCUUCGUGUUCCCACAGGGUCCUCCACCGACUUGGACCACAGAUUCAUGACUUGUUAGAGCCCAGGUUCCCAAAUCUGGGGGUGCAACAAAAUUACCUGCAGACUUAUUUAUAAAAUAAAAAAAACAGAUUUCUGGACCCAAGCCUGUUACACAAAGGGGUUUGGGAAGGACUGCUAUUUCCAGCAAGCUACAGGCUGUCUACAUCUCAGGAGUCGGUCACAGGACAGCUCUUGGGACUAGGGGAACCUGCAUUGACCUGUUUCACCAAUCAGCCUAUUCUGAAAAAUUGAAAGUUGCUCAAGGUUGAUUCAAGGGUGGCAGCGGCUCCAGAGGCAGCAGUGCCGGGUCCCCAUGGAGGUGCUCCUAGAGCUGUUUUCCUGGAGCAGUGGAAGUUCUGACCGCAGGGUCAGGACCGAUCAGGUUUGUGUUCUCACCACAGCGCAGGGGCCAGUUCGGUUCCUGUUCGUGCCCUGAGAUCUCCCUCAUCCCCCUGAGUUUCAGGAAAAUGGCUGAAGCUAGUAAGCCCAUGAUGAAGAAAGCUCCAAAAUCUGUUCCUUUGGAGAGGAAUAAGAGAGAAAAGGAACAAUUCCGUAAACUCUUUAUUGGUGGCUUGAGCUCUGAAACCACAGAAGAAAGUCUGUGGAACUACUACCAGCAAUGGGGAUAUCUUACAGACUGUGUGUUAAUACGGGAACCUGUAAGCCAAAAAUCAAGAAGAUUUGGUUUUGUCACGUUUUCAUCCAUGGCUGAGGUUGAUGCUGUCAUGGCUGCCAGACCUCAUUCCAUUGAUGGGAAAACGGUUACACCCAAACGUGCUGUCCCAAGAGAGGACUAUGGAAAGCCGGGGGCUCUUGUCACUGUGAAGAAGCUGUUUGUUGGUGGAAUUGCAGAAGAUACUGAGGAACAUCAUCUUAGAGAUUACUUUGAGAAAUAUGGAAAAAUCAAUGCCAUUGAAAUAAUUACUGAUGGGCAGUCAGGCAAGAAAAGAGGCUUUGGGUUUGUUGCUUUUGAUGACCAUGAUCCCGUGGAUAAGAUUGUGUUGCAGAAAAAUCAUACCAUCAAUGGUCAUCAUGCAGAAGUAAGAAAGGCCUUGUCUAGACAAGAAAUGCAAGAAGGCCAAUGUUCUAGAAGUGGAAGAGGAAGAAACGCUGGUUUUGUAUAUUUUCAUGGUGGUGGGGGAAAGUUUGGAGCAGGAAAUUUUGGAGGAAGGAACUUUAGAGGAGGAUCUGAUGGCUACGGAAGAGGACAUACAUUUGGGGAUGGCUAUCAUGGGUCUGGAGGUGGCAAUUUGGGGGUUAGCCCUGGUUAUGGAGGAGGACGAGGAGGAUAUGAUGGUGGAUAUGGCAACCAGGAUGGGAGCUCCAGAGCUGGUUAUGACAACUAUGGAAGAAGAAAUUAUGGAAGUCAAAAUUACAGUGAUUUGGAGAAUUAUAAGCAGAAACCCUCUAAGUACGAAUUACUGAAGAGUGGAAAACUUAGUGGCAGCAGGAACAUGGGAGGAUCAUAUAGUGGAGGAAACUAUGGUCAAAGAGGCAGUGGAGGAAGAGGGGGUUGCACAGAGCCAUUUUGUGAGCGGACUCAAUUAUGUAAGAACAUUACCUUCCUGUGGAGGAAAGGCUAUAAAAAAUGCUUUUGAAACAGUUUCUUAGCUUUUGAAUUGUUGUGUCUUUCCAGUGGUCUCUAUAAAAGUGUGGAAGCAUCCCUUCUUUGAUAAUGUCAAAUUUCAAAGUUUUGGGUGACAUGUGAAACCUUUUUCAAGAUUUUUCUCAAAGUUUUGAAAGACUAUUAGCCAGAACCAUGGUGUAAUAAGACAUAACAUCAUUCUUCUAAAAAAAAAUCUAUUUCGUGUGUAGAGUUAAGAAGCUGUUGUACAUUUAAGAUUUAAUAAAAUAAUUCUAAAGGUAAAACAG
Molecule: messenger RNA, 2562 nt
Organism: Balaenoptera musculus (blue whale)
Lineage: Eukaryota; Metazoa; Chordata; Mammalia; Artiodactyla; Balaenopteridae
Product: heterogeneous nuclear ribonucleoproteins A2/B1-like
Exons: 1
Coding region: 1158-2288 (376 amino acids)
Molecular function (GO): RNA binding
Source: RefSeq, a predicted model, not a curated record